AUGAGGUUGGACACAUCUGUAAUUAUAUAAUAUUAUUUACUUUAGUAUUUAGCUUAUUUGACCAAAGAUGAGUUAAGAGUACUUGUGGCUGUAGAAAUGGGCAUGAAGAAUCAUGAAUUUGUACCUGUUUCAUUAAUUGAAAAAAUCUCAAAAGUGAAAAGAGCCAAUGCUUAUUAAAUUUUGCAAUAGUUAUUAAAACAUAAACUUGUUCAACAUGUGGCUAAAAAAUGUAUGCUUUUCAAAUUAAUAAAUUCUAGAUGAUGGUUAUAGACUCACAUAUUUGGGAUAUGAUUUCCUUGCAUUAAGUGUCUUUUACAAAAGAGGAACAAUUGUCUAAGUCCUUUCUAAACUAGGAGUUGGAAAAGAAUCUGAUAUUUAUAAAUGUCUUAAUGCAGAUGGCAAUUUUGUCAUUCUUAAAUUAUCUAGAUUAGGUCGAACAUCUUUUAGAACUAUUAAAAAUAAGCGAGAUUACAUUAAAAAUAGAACACAAUAUAAUUUGCUAUAUCUUAGUAGAUUAGCUAGUAUUAAAGAAUUUGCAUAUAUGGAAACCUGCUAUAAGAAUGGAUUUCCAACACCAAAACCAUAUGAUUGGAAUAGACAUGCUAUUGUAAUGUCUUUUAUUGAUAGAUAUACUUUAUGUAGUAUCUAAGAACUGGUGAUGUAGAUGGAGUAUUUAUUUAAUGCAUUAAUUUAAUUGAAAAGUUUGCAAGUCAUGGGCUUAUACAUUCAGACUUUAAUGAAUUCAAUCUUAUGAUAACAGAAUAAAAAAAAAUUAUUAUUAUUGACUUUCCUUAAAUGGUAUCAACUUAGCAUUUAAAUGCAGACUUCUAUUUCUAAAGAGAUUUAGAUUGUUUUAAAAUAUUUUUUUAAAGGAGAUAUAAAGCAAAUUUGCAUUCAGAUUUGAAAUUAUAAGAUAUUAAAGUUAUCAAACAUCUUGAUAAUGAAGUUAAAGCAUCAGGAUUUAUUAAAUCAGAACUUAAUGAUAAUAAGGAAUUUGAAAUUUUAGAAGCAGCUCAAUAAGAAUAAUAAUAAUAAUUUUAAUAAGAAAAUGAAGAAUUUGAAUAAGAUAACAAUGAUGAAGAUAAUACAGAUAAGGAUGAUGAUGAAGAUAAUAAUGAAAAAGAUGAUGAUGAUUAAGAUGAUGAUUAAGAUAAUUAAGAUGAUUUUGAAGUAGAAAAUGAUUAAGAUUCAGAAAAAAAGAAUGAUUAAGAAUAUUAAAAAGAAUAAAAUAAUUAACAAUAAUAAUUAUAAGAUAAUUAAAUUCCUAAAGAUCUAACUAAAAUCACAGAAUUAGAUUAAAAGAAUAUUAAAAAAUUUGUUUAAAAGAAAUUUCGUUAAAAAGAUUGUAAUUAAAAAGAAUAUCAAUAAAACUAAAGGAAUUGA
Molecule: messenger RNA, 1383 nt
Organism: Paramecium primaurelia
Lineage: Eukaryota; Ciliophora; Oligohymenophorea; Peniculida; Parameciidae
Source: the annotation of a GenBank genome assembly